Messenger RNA from Jaminaea rosea, 2447 nucleotides. Its product is annotated as HCP-like protein. Gene Ontology annotation, molecular function: protein binding. The record is from RefSeq and is a predicted model, not a curated record. The coding region runs from base 219 to 2447 and encodes 742 amino acids. The transcript is spliced from 3 exons. NCBI's taxonomy places the organism in Eukaryota, Fungi, Basidiomycota, Exobasidiomycetes, Microstromatales.
CUCCUUUCUCUCCCAACACCAACGGCAAGGACGCAAGAAGCGCUCGCGACCUCUCCUCCUUGCUCUCACUCCCCUCAACAGCAUCAUCGUCGCUCUGCAUCACUCUUUCCUGGCCAUUUCUUGAUUCAUCACAUACCACGGCCAGCUCGAAUCCUUCCCUGCCCUUCUGCGCAUGAUUGUCACGCCGCGAGUCUCUCAUACCAUCCCUCGCUCUCACAAUGACAUCGACGGCUGCGUCCAACGUCUAUGAUCCAAGCCGGGAUGGGUCGUAUAGCAACGAUGGCGGCGGAAGCAGCAGCAGAUAUCAAGGCGGCGCUCAUCCACCCCCUCGUUCACGGCAGGCCAGCAUGGGACCCCCGCAAAUGUACUCCCAGUCAAACACUUCGGCGCCGGGCUUCGAUCGCCAAGGGUCGUCGAGUCAGGGUCCACCAUUAGCAGACGACUUCAUGGCUAGGUCCUUCGACCAGAUGAACCUCGGUGGGCCCCAAAAUGUAGGAUCAUCGCCAGGCAUGGGUCCCGUCCACUACAGAGCUCGUUCACCAGGAGCAGCGAGUGCUCGAUCCAGCUCAGCAGCAGGACAAGCCGGCAGCGCUGCGCCUGGCUUCGGUAGUGCUUCAGGUAGCGUAGAUCGUGCCAACGCCCUCUAUGCUCAGCAGGAGAUGUACCAGUCGGCUGCAGAGGUCAAAGACGAGAACAGUCUUGCCGCCAUUGCCGACGAGAUUGACCAGACGGCGGCCGACAUCAGACAAGGUGGAGCUUCCACACCUGCACCACCGCAAGAUCCCAACUCUUGGCAGUGGGCUGGCAAUGGCGGCGGAGGGGCGAAUCCCAAUGCGAACGGCGGCGGUUGGGAAUGGCAGCAGCAUCAACAGCAUCAGCAUCCUACAGCUUGGCAGCAACAGCAGGCGUAUCAGCAGGGCAUGUGGCAGCAGCAGCAGGGUCAGUGGGGCGGUCAGGCGGGCUCGCAAGAUGGCCACUACUAUCAGCAGCAGCAGCAGGGUGGAGGAGAUCAAGGCUACUACGAGCAAGGCGCAUACGAUGCUCAGUCGAACCCUUACUAUGCCGCUGCUGCCGGGUACGGCAUGGACUACCCUGGCCAGCCGCAGCAGCACGGCCAGCAGACACCUCCCUCUCUUUCUCGCCAUCAGAGCGGGGCAUCGCAUCAUCUCGGCAUGACGCCCAUGACUCCUGGUCCUGGCCCGCAGCCCGGCCUCUUCCGACAGGGAACAACAAUGUCUGUUGGCUCCAAUCACUCCGGCGGGCCAGUCUCCGGCGGACGUCGUCGCAGUAGCAAGGACGUGGGGCUGCCUCAGCAGACACUCCCGUACAGCAAGGACUUUGUCAACGAGUAUCGGGCGAGGAUGAAAGCAGACCCAGAUCCCGAGGAGCAAUUCCGCUUCGCUCGCUACCUCAUCGAAGCCGCGAAAAAGAUCCAAGACCCCAAGGAUGGCCCGAAGCAAGCGCGCAAAUACCGGGACGCCCUUCUUUCAGAGUCGCUCAAACUGAUCAAGCGCCUCGCCACAACAGGCAUGGGGUUAGGCAAGCCCCCUUACGCCGAGGCCCAGUUCUUCCUGGCCAACUGCUUUGGCAACGGAUCACUCGGCCUGCAGGUGGACCACGAGAAGGCCUACAACUUGUACGUCCAGGCCAGCAAGCAGAACCACCCUGCUGCGACCUAUAGGACGGCAGUGUGUAACGAGGUGGGAGCUGGGACGAGACGCGACCAUCAUCGGGCCGUACUCUUCUACCGCAAGGCCAGCGCACUGGGAGAUACGGCGGGGAUGUACAAGUUGGGCAUGAUCUUGCUCAAUGGACUGCUCGGACAGCCGCGCAACGUGCGCGAAGCCAUCGUCUGGCUGAAGCGUGCCGCAGGGCAAGCAGACGAGGACAACCCGCAUGCGCUGCACGAGUUGGGUCUGCUCCACGAGAAGCAGAAUACCGUCGUACCGCACGACGAGGCGUAUGCGCGGGAACUCUUUACUCAGGCGGCGCAGCUUGGCUAUGCGCCUUCGCAGUUCAAGCUGGGCAGUGCAUACGAGUAUGGCGCCCUCACCUGCCCGGUGGACCCGAGGCGAUCCAUCGCUUGGUAUACCAAGGCCGCAGGACGCAACGAUGGCGAGUCCGAACUGGCGUUGAGCGGAUGGUAUCUCACUGGCUCGGAGGGUGUACUCAAGCAAAGCGACGCCGAGGCAUAUCUCUGGGCACGUAGAGCAGCGGCCAAGGGUAUUCCCAAGGCAGAGUAUGCUGUGGGGUACUACAGCGAGGUGGGCAUCGGCGUCAAGGCGGAUCUGGAUGAGGCGAAGCGGUGGUACAUGCGGAGUGCGGCGCAGGGGAACAAGAGAGCGAUGCAGCGAUUGACGGAGCUCAAGAAGAUGGGAGCCAAGCCUGCUAAGAGGCCAGCGAGGGCUACGAGGGGGGACGCUGAAAAGGAGUGCGUGGUGAUGUAG